Alternaria atra is the source of this 1500-nucleotide messenger RNA. RefSeq lists its product as uncharacterized. Gene Ontology annotation, biological process: transmembrane transport. NCBI's taxonomy places the organism in Eukaryota, Fungi, Ascomycota, Dothideomycetes, Pleosporales, Pleosporaceae. The transcript is spliced from 7 exons. The record is from RefSeq and is a predicted model, not a curated record. Gene Ontology annotation, cellular component: membrane. Bases 1 to 1500 code for a protein of 499 amino acids. Gene Ontology annotation, molecular function: transmembrane transporter activity.
AUGGCUCACCAAGAGUCUGUUAUGCGUCACGACGACGCGCUCGAGAAGAGGCCGGUCUCGCUCAAAGAGAACAUGGACGGCUCCCAAGAUGGCUCCGGAUACGAGUGCGAGUUCAGCGAGCGAGAACAGAGAAAGAUCAUCCAUCGCAUCGACCGGCGUCUUGUCGUAACUGUUGGCGUGCUGUACUGCAUCAGUUUGAUGGACCGCACUAAUCUCAGCGCUGCUGCUAUUGCUGGCAUGACAGUCGAGCUGAAGCUGAAUGUCCUACAAGGCUCCAUAUCUCACUACUCCAUCGUCACCAUCGUCUUCUUCGCGUCCUACAUCGUCUUUCAGCCCCCAGCUACAGUCAUCUGUCGCUACCUUGGACCUCGGAAUUUCCUCUCGGUUAUCGUAGUGCUAUGGGGUGGUGUCAUGAUUGGGAUGGGCUUUGCAGACAGCUAUGGAACUCUAGCCGCACUACGAGUUGUUCUUGGAAUACUAGAAGCUGGCUUUUUCCCAAGCUGUGUCUACUUGCUGUCGACCUGGUACACCCGAUAUGACAUCGGAAAGCGGUACUCAUGUUUCUACAUCCUUGGAAGUCUCGCAUCUGCUUGCGCCGGUAUCCUCGCCUACGGCUUGAUGCAAUUGAAGGGUCGAGAGGGCCUUAACGGUUGGCGAUGGAUCUUCAUCAUCGAAGGCGCCUUAACAUGCUUUCUCGGUAUCGUCGGUUACUGGGCUCUGGUCGAUUUCCCCGACAAGGCGCAUAAAUCUUGGAACUUCCUGACUGAGCGUGAAGCCAUGUACAUCAUCGACCGCGUCAACAGGGAUCGUGGUGAUGCUAAGCCGGAGCCAUGGUCUCUUGCCAAGUUCUUCAAGGGCGGUGCUGAUAUUAAAAUCUGGGGUUUCGCGUUGAUCUUUUUCAACACAACGACGGUUACCUACGCACUGGCCUACUUCUUGCCUAUCAUUCUGACAGGCAACAUGGGCUUCAGCGUCGGCGCAGCCCAAUGUCUUGUUGCACCACCUUACGCAUUCGCCGCCAUCGUCAUGUACACGACCGGUUGGCUUGGAGACAAGUACCAUCUCCGUGGACCUAUUAUCCUGUUCAACAUGGUUCUCUGCCUCGUCGGUCUGCCCAUCAUGGGCUUCCACAGCAACUCGAACGUCAGGUAUUUCGGUGUCUUCCUGACUACUGCUGGCGCAAACAGCAACAUCCCUGCGACGAUGUCAUACCAGGCAAACAACAUUAGAGGCCAGUGGAAGCGCGCGUUCUGUUCUGCCAUCUUGGUGGGAAUGGGCGGCGUCGGUGGUAUCGCAGGAGGUCUCGUUUUCAGGGAACAAGACAAACCCGGAUACGAGCCAGGACUGUACGCUUGUAUCGCUUGCUGCUUACUCACGAUCGUCGUCGUCAUUCUGAUAACGUUGAGGUCGUGGAGCUUGAACAAGCGUGCCGAUCGGGGUGAGCUUGAGCUAGAGUACAACGAUGAUGGCGACCAGAAGGGCUUCAGGUAUACUUACUGA